GUGAGACAGACACGCACGCCCUCUCCUGGAGGACAACACAGGGAAAGAAAAAAAAAGAAAAGUAACCGCUGUUCGGUUUCAGUAAUAUGUGCUUUGUGAACCCACACAAGUGAGAAAGAUGGGUGAGUCUUUGAUUUCCAGGAUGUUUUUUCUCCACUGAGGAGGGGGGGACCUUUUAACUUUCCAGCUUUAGCUCGUGCGUGAAAACAACGUCAGUACCAACACUGGGACGGACAGACACAACUCCCUGAGGACAGAAACAUUUCAACAUCGAUUAACCAACGGAAAAAAACAACAACCGGUGAACACGGACGGGCGUGCACAAGCUUUAAUGAAUCGAUACGAUAACCUGGAUUUGGAGUUGGAGUGUGACGGAGGAGCUCAAAAAUCAGCGUUAUUCGGUGGGAUGUUCAAAAGAUCCUCCAAGUCUGCACAACCACAGCUACAGUAGAUCAUCUGCUGUGUAGACCUCGCCUGAUUGGACGGAGACAGGAGGCGUGUUUAGUGGGAUGUUUAAAAAGUCGCCAAAGCCUUUUGGAGCGAGGACACAAUCUCAGGACGAUUUGUCUGUGGAUAAGAAACUCUCUGCCAGCAGUGACAGUCUCAUAGAGACGUCUUCAAAGCCUGUGAAGCAGACAAAUUCAGAGGUGGUGGAUCCAGCUGCGAGCGGUGGCCAAUCAUCAGGCGACAAACAGGUCAAAAGCAACAUGAUUCAGCACGAGACAAAGGAAAGAAGUGAAACUCCAGUGGUCCCACCCAGACCAACUGAAGAGGAGAUGAAGAGGACGUCCUCAUACGCCAAAGUAAAAGCAAAAGGAACCGAGGAUAAUCAGGAUAACCAGGCUAUGAUCUCCAGCUCUGCCAGACCAUCAGGUAGUCAGCAGACCAAGGUGAAAAAGCACCAGCAUGAUCCCUCUAUGCCACAUGCUGGAGCCAAGCCUCAGUCUGAUGAUGAAGGGCUGAAAGAAGAAGAUGACUCUUCACCCAAAGAAGAACAGCAUGUCGAGGAGGGCCAGGACAAAACAGAGACCAAAGUCAAGAAACCACAAGUCAAGAGACACAAUCCCUUCAUGCCUCGGGGCAAGGGCAAAAGUAUACAGAGGAACGCACCGGACGGUGCUGCAAGUAAAACAGCAGAGAAUGAAGGUGGAAAUAGAUCCUUGUUUGACCAGCUGGAGGACUUCAGUCCUGACCCAGCACAGCCUGAAGACAGACAGGGUGUGGAGGACCUUAUGGAUUGGUGGAACACAGUGGAGUCUUGGGAGGACACGUUUCAAGAGGAUGACAUGACAGAUAAAGAAGAGGCCAAAGCGUUUGCUGUGACGGCAGACAAGGUGCGGAAGGGCAUACGUGUCUUCAACAAACUGUUUUCGGAGCGCGCCGAGAGCCUCUGGCAGCACGUCAUGGACCUCAACAGCAUCGCGGACGGCCUGGACAAGUUCAGCAAGAACACAAAGAUUGCUCAAAUCACCGGCGGCUCUACCAGCGCCCUCGGGGGCGUGGCCACCAUCACCGGUCUCGCCCUGGCCCCAUUCACCAUGGGGACCUCUUUGAUUGUGACGGCGGUGGGACUGGGUGUAGCUACAGCCGGCGGGCUGACAUCAGCAGGGGCCGGCAUCUCCAACCAGGUCAACAACUCAAUGGACCGCAAGAAGGUGGAGAAGAUAGUGCAGGACUAUCAGGAGAAGAUGGACGACCUCAACAAGUGCCUGACGUUUGUCAAGCAGGGUAUCGAGAACCUGAGGAGGUUUGACCUGAUCAAAAUGAAAAAGCACGCUUACAACCGUGACUUCCCAGCGCUCAAUUUUAAUUUCUACGAAGACGGCGCCAUGGCAGGGAAGGCGAUCCUCAACAACGCUAAUGAGAUCAUGCGGGUGGUGCAGAUUGCCAAUAUGGCGGGCAGCACAGCAGCCAGAGCGGUCCAGAUCGCCAGUAUGGCCACUGGUGUGCUCGCGGGACUCUUUGUAGGCAUGGACAUCUACUUUGUGGCCAAGGACUCCAAAGAACUGAAGAAAGGGGCCAAGUCAGAGUUUGCUGCUAAAAUCAGGGAGGUGGCUUUGCAGCUGCAUGAUGGUCUGGUGGAGCUCAACGGGAUACGAGGGGAGCUGCAGACCACCACACCAGACACACACACACGCAUUAAUACAGCUGCUGUGGACAGUGAAAAGAAAGAGAAAAAUGACAGUUCAAGUGAAGACGAAAUCAACCACAUUAAAAAGGAAUAUGAGAACCGAGUGUAUGUUUGACGGAAAAUUUCCAACUGGGAAAGGCCUUAAAGGGGCUGUGCUAGGAAAAGCGGGCUACUCACAGACCAUAGAGUUAGAGCGCAUGGUGUUAUACGCUUUUGGGUUAGCAGCUUAUAAUAAUAUUUAUUUAGGGUUCUUUACAUUGUUGUUAAUGAGUAUCACCACACUGGAGCUUUUAGGCAAGGCGAGGCAAGGCAGCUUUAUUUGGAUAGCACAUUUCAGAAAGCAAUUGAAAGUGCUUUACAUAAAACAUUGUUAGGUAUUUUUCUAUAAUUUGCCAGCAGAAGGAAUUGACGAGGAGGCUUUUUCACUCAAUACAAGUCAAUGGAGAGCGGUGCAGGUGGUGCUCUGUCUCUAUUGCCCGAUAAGUAAAAUGCUAAAAAGAUUUAGUAAGCAAGGAAGUUUUUUGUCACAGCCACUUGCACAUACAGCCGGUCUAGGUUUCAAAACAAAGAAUAGAGAAGCUUGUGACUUUAUUCUCUGCUCAAAGGCCAUUAUUCCACUCAAUCGUUACAUAUCUAAUUUGUGAUUGCUGCUAUAUUAAUGUGCUGUAUAUUGAGUACAGUCCCUUUUUAAACUGUGCUUUGGUAUAUGGUUUCAGAAGUGUCAGUUUCUCAGUUCCCUCUUUAAAAUGUGUCCAAGUGUUUUUGAAAGUACCGGCUCCAAACUCCAGCUUACUGCUGGAUUGUUGGCAUCUGAGAGGUGGUUGGUGCUAAUUUCUUAAAAAGGAAAACUACAGUCAUGCCGGUUGGAAAUUAGGAAACUCCACUCUUGAUGAAAUAGAGUAGUUUCUAAGACGUCUGGACUUUUCUUUUAGGGAUCUGACUUCUUGGAUCUAAACAGCAUUUACACCACUGGGAGGAACUGAGGCUUCGCAGCAGAUGAAGUAUCACAUCUGCUUCUCUGGUUGUUGUGCCAACGGGUGUAAAAUGGGAUACAAAGAUUGAACUAAAUCAUGUAUUUGGCUAGUAGUUUUAGAUGAGUUAAAAAGAAAUAGGUACAAAGUAUUUGUAGACUUUACAAUUUAGACUAGGUGCAGAGAUUGUGUAUCCUCUUAGGGACAACUGCCUUUAUUAUUUACAAUGCCUUAGAAAUACCCUAUGAUAAAAUGCAGCAUUAGUCUGUUUUUCUGUGUCUAUGUUGUUUAUUUUAGUGUCAGGCCUGCAUCAAAACCAUUUCUUGCUCAUCCUCUGCUUGAGGUUUUUGAUCUGAUGUGGGAUGUUUUAAAGUUCUGUAAGUCUUGACUUAAUUAUAUUGCUCUCAUUUUGAGGAAUGGUGGUAAUAAGAUUUGUUUUAGAUUGUUUUUACAAAAAAUAAAAAAAUAAAGACCUAACUAGGAGGGCACUCUGAGAGCAAAAACCUCCGCCAAGACACGCCAGGAACUGAUUUUUCAGAUUAUUUUAAUGUCUCAGGAAUGCAGCAAAAACAAAAGUAAAAAAGAAUUUGUGUAUUUGCCCUGUAAUUCAUAUCCUUUCCAAAAUGUAAAGGGUUUGUCUGUGGCCCAUGAUACACCCUUCCACCUAGUUUCACAUUAUUCGAGCCAGUAGAAGUCAAUCUGUCAGGGAUCACGGAAUAACAAACGGACAAACCAAACUGAAAUGGAAAACCAGUGAUUCUCUAAACCGGGUUGCACCAUCAAAACUUAAUGUAUGUCUUGGCUAUUAAAGACUUUAUUAUUGUGUAAAUCAUCGUUGUCGUUAGUAAACAUCUGCAAUUCAUAGGCUGGGACACAAUGUUAAAAAAAAGUUUAAGGUAGGCAAGUGAUGCAUUAGGCUUAACUGCCAAGAGUUUGUUUUAUUUACACGUACUUACAUGAGAAAUAGACGUUUUAAUCAUGUAUUCAGUGUCAUUGGAUACUUGAAUGGGUUGCGGGUGUAAAAUAAUCUCUUAUUAGACGACUGGAGACGACUGGAAUGACACAGGUCUGUAAAGACCAGUCUUGACCACGUCAACCUGUGCUUUUAUUAUUCCAUUAAUAUUUGAAGGAAUGGUAUUUCAAAGUCAGGGUCUGAUAUGCAGUCUAAUCUCUGAUGAUGUCAGCUCUGUGCUCUUUGCAUUGAACUUAAUAUUUAUUUUUCUGGGUGGGGUUGUUAUUCGAUACUAACUUUUUAUGUGCAAUAUCUUGUAGAACUCUGUCAAAAAUGUAAAGUUGAUAAAUAAAGGUGAGAGAAACAU
Messenger RNA from Etheostoma spectabile (orangethroat darter), 4421 nucleotides. It is a transcript of the gene apol1, whose product is annotated as apolipoprotein L, 1. The record is from RefSeq and is a predicted model, not a curated record. Gene Ontology annotation, molecular function: lipid binding. Bases 510 to 2246 code for a protein of 578 amino acids. Gene Ontology annotation, cellular component: extracellular region; membrane. Gene Ontology annotation, biological process: lipoprotein metabolic process; lipid transport. NCBI's taxonomy places the organism in Eukaryota, Metazoa, Chordata, Actinopteri, Perciformes, Percidae. The transcript has 18 exons.